Messenger RNA from Hemibagrus wyckioides, 2073 nucleotides. Its product is annotated as sialic acid-binding Ig-like lectin 12. The coding region runs from base 337 to 1560 and encodes 407 amino acids. NCBI's taxonomy places the organism in Eukaryota, Metazoa, Chordata, Actinopteri, Siluriformes, Bagridae. The transcript is spliced from 10 exons. The record is from RefSeq and is a predicted model, not a curated record.
GAGAGAGAGAGAGAGGGAGAGAGAGAGCUCAAAAUUUAAGCUCAAUCUAGAGACACUCACAUUCGGGAAGAAGCAUGAUGGCCGGUCGUUAGCAAAUUUGUUAUAUGAUGUUACUGAUCAGAAGAGUUCAAAUCCCAGGAUCAUCAACGGUGCCACUACUGAGCUCUUAAACACAGCUCUUAACUUUACAAUGCUCAUUUCUAUAAAAUUAGAUAAAGUAAAUCCUUCUGGAAGAGGGAGUCUACAGAGGCCGAGACGUGCACAACAAAAUGAGAAAAACACAAUCAGACAGAGUGGAAAAGUCUCUUCUCCAGGUGAUCUUUCCUGAACACAGAGAUGAAACUCAUGGUUGUUUGUUUUCUGUUUCAAGCUGUGUUGUGUAGAGAAUUCUCCAUCACUCUACCAGAGAGUGUAGAAGCUCUGAGAGGACUCUGUGUUCUCAUACCCUGCAGAUUUCAGAUUGAAGAACAAUACGAUAAAGACCUCCAGAGAGAUCCUACAGGAAUCUGGUUAUUAAACGGCACUGAUGUUAACAGUAAUAAAGUCUUUAACUCUAAAGUAACUACAGAGAACAAGAUUGAAGGUGAAAUUAUAGGAGAUCUCCUCAUGAAGAACUGCACCACCAUCUUCUACAACAUCAGAAAGAGAGACAGAGGAAAAUAUUACUUUAGAUUAGAGUAUGAAGGUCUAAAAUACAAUUAUAGACCACCAGUAUCUCUAAGAGUGCGAGACUCUCCAAUCAGACCCUCAAUAACACUGUAUAAGGAGGAUCAGGGGGAGGUGGAGGACCAGAAUGAGGUGGUGGAGGGAACUUCAGUGAGUCUCAUUUGCUCUGCUCCAUCUGCUCCAUGUCUCUUAAAUCCUCCCACUUUUACAUGGAACUUCCUGCCUGAGGAGAGAAGACAGGAGCAGAACCACAACACCAGCUUCAGCUCCUCUCAGCUGAACUUCAACGCUACUCACCUGCAUCAUGGACUCACUUUCACCUGCACCACCACCUACCAGCUCCAGAACCAGAACAAAUCAGCACGGAGCUCUCGUACUCUACAUGUUCUGUAUGCUCCUCAGAUCUCUUCCUCCUCCAGCUGUAACAGGAGUCAGGAUUUGAUCAUGUGUUCCUGUGAGGUUCAUGGAAAUCCAUCUCCUACACUGGAGUGGAGACUCUCUGGUCACACUGUCUCUCCAUCAGAGGUCAUAUCCAUCUGGAGGAAGUCCUCAAGAAGCUUCAUCUCCAUUCAUCAAUCAGUUAAGGACACGCCCACUUUGCAAUGUGUUGGCUCUAAUAAUCUGGGUGUCAACACUCUCCUGUUUAAUUUCAUCAUUUUAGCAGACAGAAACACUGCAGAACUUUAUCUGGUUCUCUCUCUCUCUGUGGUUCUCCUUCUCUCUGUUGGUGUUAUUGGAUUUCUCAUCUACAAACUAAAGCAAUUGUCCAAGAAAAUAAAGGUUCUAGAAAGAGGAGAUACUUACGCUUCUCUCGAGCUCUCUGCUGUACAGAACUCUGAUUAUGAAACUCUGCAGACUAACAGAGAGAGGAGAGAAAAAAAGAACAACAUUUGAAAAGCUUUACAUAAAAAUGUCCACAAAAUAUCAGGAGUGUGAGGAUGAAUUUAAACCUUUUCUCCAAAUAAGUGAAUUUUCAUCAACAUCCUACUUCUUGUGUAAAUUCUUCUGUAAAUGAUUGAAGAAAACAUUUGCUUGUAUUCAGCAUGAUGAAUGAGACUGGAUAUUAUUCUUGCUAUUUUUACAGUUAUGGUCUUUCAUCAUUAUUGAUAUGUUUGUUAUUAAUGUUGCUUUAAGAAUAUUGUAGUAACCGCAGUAUGAUCAGUAAAGAUAAUUUAAAAGGAAUUGAAUGUGUCAUUGAUAUUGUUAUAGAUAUUUGUGUUGAUCUGGGAAAAUCAGGUAGAAGUCGCUGUUACUGAAUCCUGGGGAAAAUAAAUAAAUAAAAAAUAAGUAUUUGACCAAAAUUGUGUUUUACUUUCAAUAAUAUACAAUAAUUAAAGACAAGAUAAAUAUAUUCCAAGACAAGGAAAUGUUUAAUUUAGGUUAUUUCCUAACCUGACCCUGAUGUCU